CAAGAGAGGAGGCAGCUCCCACUCUCCGCCACAGUUAUUUCCCCAGGACUUGACUAAAAGCUGAUCUAAGCUGAGGCUGGGCAGGAGCAAACAAGGGGUGCUGCUGGGUGCUGCUGGGUGCUGUGGAGCUGUAAAGGUUCGGGACAUAUCAGGUGCUGCGAGUAGUUGUGCUUCUCCUCCUGACGCCCCAGCACAGGGAGCCUGUAGGUUGGACCCCAGGAGCAGCCGGCUGAGCUUUCAGAUGGGAUCUGAUGUGCGGGAUAUGAAUCUGCUGCCUCCAGUCUCCAGUCUGUCCGGGAAUAGCAGCUGUAACAUGCCGGUUAGUAACAGUAGUCAGUGGGCUCCAGUCCUGGACUUCCCCCCAGGGGCUCCUUACAGCUCCUUGACCCCUCAUUCUUUUAUCAAGCAAGAACCCACCUGGAACCCAGACCCCCAUGAAGAUCAGUGUCUCAGCGCAUUUACUGUCCAUUUCUCUGGCCAGUUCACUGGGACAGCUGGAGCUUGUAGGUAUGGGCCCUUUGGGGCCCCAACACCCAGUCAGGCAACAACAGGCCAAGCAAGGAUGUUCCCCAAUGCCCCUUAUCUGUCCAACUGCCUGGAUAACCAACAGAGCAUGAGGAAUCAAGGUUACAGUGCAGUGGCAUUUGAUGGUACCCCAAGUUAUGGCCACACCCCCUCUCAUCAUACAGCACAAUUUACAAACCACUCCUUCAAGCAUGAAGACCCCAUCAGCCAACAGACCUCUCUAGGAGAGCAGCAGUAUUCUGUCCCCCCUCCAGUGUACGGCUGUCACACCCCUACUGACACUUGUACCGGGAGCCAAGCGCUUCUCCUGAGGACUCCUUAUAACAGCGAUAAUCUCUACCAAAUGGAAUGUAUGACAUGGAAUCAGAUGAAUUUGGGAUCUUCGCUAAAAAGUCACGGGACGACUUAUGAAAACGACAGUCACAGCGCGCCAAUGCUGUACAGCUGCGGGGGUCAGUACAGGAUACACACACACGGGGUCUUUAGAGGAAUUCAAGAUGUGAGGCGCGUGCCUGGAGUGACCCCGGCUAUAGUGAGAUCAACAGAAGCCAAUGAGAAGAGGCCAUUUAUGUGUGCCUACCCAGGAUGCAACAAGAGAUACUUCAAAUUGUCGCAUUUGCAGAUGCACAGCAGGAAACACACAGGGGAAAAACCAUACCAGUGUGAUUUCAAAGACUGCGAGAGGCGAUUUUCUCGCUCAGACCAACUUAAAAGGCACCAAAGGAGGCACACAGGCGUCAAACCCUUCCAAUGCAAAACCUGCCAACGAAAGUUCUCCAGGUCCGACCACCUGAAGACUCACACCAGGACUCAUACAGGUAAAACAAGUGAGAAGCCCUUUAGCUGCAGGUGGCCAAGUUGCCAGAAGAAGUUUGCCAGGUCCGAUGAACUGGUUCGUCACCACAACAUGCACCAGAGGAACAUGACCAAACUCCAGCUGGCCCUUUAGAAAAAAAAAAGGGAACGGCCAUGGGACUGGAAAAAAACUGCUACUGUAUUAUAUAUAUAUAUAUAUAAAUAGAACAUUAGUGCAAACGUUUAAAGGCAUUUUCUGCCAUUAUCCACUAAGUGGGAUUCUGUUCAUCUCUCGUUAAGAUAUGCAAAAGGAGCUAAGCAGUAACAUAAUGGAAAGCUUGGAUGUGUUCUUUGCAUAUUGAGUGUCUGUUUGGCGUCCGCUGGUCUAGUUAUUAGUGUUUCAGUUGGUUACUGCUCUAAUUGUUUAAGAAUAUGCUUGAAGCCCGCAGAUACUGUAAGAUUCUAUUUUCUACACUCUACAACUGUUAAAGCAAUGCCACACAGGGCUACUUUUAGUCCAGGAACAUGGUGCCAAGGCAUCAGAAAACACCCCCAUCGACAAGCCUUUGUUUUUGUUUAACCUAUAUAUGCUGUAUAGAUUUCAUAGCUACUAAUGGUU
Molecule: messenger RNA, 1939 nt
Organism: Xenopus laevis (African clawed frog)
Lineage: Eukaryota; Metazoa; Chordata; Amphibia; Anura; Pipidae
Gene: wt1.L
Product: WT1 transcription factor L homeolog
Exons: 9
Coding region: 242-1474 (410 amino acids)
Biological process (GO): regulation of DNA-templated transcription; regulation of transcription by RNA polymerase II; negative regulation of apoptotic process
Cellular component (GO): cytoplasm; nucleus; nuclear speck
Molecular function (GO): RNA polymerase II cis-regulatory region sequence-specific DNA binding; DNA-binding transcription factor activity, RNA polymerase II-specific
Source: RefSeq, a predicted model, not a curated record